Messenger RNA from Teleopsis dalmanni, 607 nucleotides. RefSeq lists its product as uncharacterized. The record is from RefSeq and is a predicted model, not a curated record. Lineage: Eukaryota; Metazoa; Arthropoda; Insecta; Diptera; Diopsidae. The coding region runs from base 126 to 452 and encodes 108 amino acids. The transcript is spliced from 4 exons.
GGGCUUUACGGACGCUUCGUUAAGUUGUCAUUGAACUUCGGUUUUUUUAAACGAAUCUAUAAAAGGUUCUCUUUCGUAGACAGUCGUCGUUCGUAUUCAAAAGUGCGUAGCGAAAAGCAAAAAAAAUGGAUAAAAGUGAGAGUUGCAAAGAUGAUGGUGUCACAAAUAAAAAAGAUCAGAGCCAGAGAAAACCUGGUACCCAUAUUUGGUGCAAAAUAGCUCAGGAACAAGCUUUGGAAAACAAACAGAAUGAAAUGAAGGAAAGAAUGUUGCUUUUAAAAAAGAAUAAGGGUCGUAGGAACGCAACUGAUUUAGUUCCUAAGAAGGCACAAAAACGGACUGCACAAGAUCGCAAUAAUGCUAUAAUGAAGAAGAGAGGUAAAAAAGAAGAACAAAUGGAAGAUACGAAGAAUGAGGAAAAAGAGUGUGGAAAGCCAGUGGUGGAAAAAUAAUUACAUUUACUAUAAUCUAAAAUCAAGAAUUCAUUACCCUACGUUCUACAUCCACAUCCUGAGUGUAAGGUUUCAGAACCAUAGAAAUUAAUAACAAUUAAUUAUUUAUCAUCUUAAAAUUUUGUUUUUAAACAUAAUUUAUUAAACACUUGAAA